This is a messenger RNA of Aspergillus sclerotioniger CBS 115572, 1642 nucleotides long. RefSeq names its product MFS general substrate transporter. Gene Ontology annotation, biological process: transmembrane transport. The record is from RefSeq and is a predicted model, not a curated record. The transcript is spliced from 6 exons. NCBI's taxonomy places the organism in Eukaryota, Fungi, Ascomycota, Eurotiomycetes, Eurotiales, Aspergillaceae. Bases 1 to 1584 code for a protein of 527 amino acids. Gene Ontology annotation, molecular function: transmembrane transporter activity.
AUGGCUGCUUCUGGCGCUAAAGUGCCGCAAGUAUCUCCAGUGGAAACCCCCGAGGAAUACAUCCAGGGACCGAGAUUGUACGCGAUUAUCGUACUGCUAUGUUUGUCUCUAUUCUUGACCAAUCUUGAGAUCCCGAUCGUGUCCACGGCUUUAGUGAGCAUUACCGAAGAGCUGCAGGGCAUGGACAAAGUAUACUGGAUCACGACAGCCUAUAUGCUUGGAUAUGUCGGCCUCCUCAUCAUCUCGGCCAAGUUCAGCGACAUUUUCGGUCGGAAAUCGAGCCUCUUGGUGUUUCUAUCGAUCUUUGUGGUGUUUUCGGGGGCGACGGGGGGCUCGCAAACCAUGGAACAGCUAAUCAUUUUCCGGUCCUUUCAAGGGGUUGGUGGCGCCGGCACCUAUUCACUCUGUACGGUGAUCCUCUUGGAACUGAUUCCGCCCGCCAAAUACGCCAAAUACACCAGCUGGAUCUCAGUGAUCUACGCAUUUUCUCUGCUACUAGGGCCUUUACUUGGAGGGGCCAUCUCGGAAUCAUCAUCCUGGCGCUGGAUAUUUCUCCUCAAUGUCCCUCCUGCUGGACUGGGUAUUGCGCUUCUUGCAUUGGCCCUGCCCAACCGGUUUCCGCAUCAUAACAGCCCACGACAGGCUAGAGAAACGUUCUCGUUGUGGGCGUCUCUGAGUCAGACCAUCCGCAGGGUUGAUAUCCUGGGCUCGACUAUGCUACUCGUGGCCACCAUUCUUCUAGUCACGGCGCUGGAAGAAGGCAACCAACAGUAUGCCUGGCGAUCGGCCUUUACCAUUGUACUCCUGACCGUUUCGGGGGCAACAUGGAUCCUGUUUUUGUUGUGGGAAAGACGUGUAACGCUCGGCUCGAGGGCGAUUGAGCCUGUGUUCCCCUGGAGAUUUGCCGGGAGAAACUCCGUCUGCCUGGGGGCUGUGUGGUUUAGCACCAUGUUCCAAUUGCCGCAGCGCUUUCAGAUCGUCAAUCAGCUGUCCCCCUUUCAAGCAGCCAUCCGAUUUAUCCCCUACACGGUCGCAGCGCCACUGGGGUCGGUUCUGGGACCUACGAUUGGAAAGGUCUUCCGGGUGCCCCUGCUAUACCUUGUUCUCGUUGCAUCACUGAUCCAAGUAGCCAGCUAUGUGUUGCUAGGAACCCUGCCCGACUCCUUGUCCAUCACCGCCGCCCAGUACGGUUAUCAGGUUUUGGCCGGAUUCGGGUGCGGCGUCAACAUCACCCUUCUCAUUCUGAUGACCCCAUUCACGAUCGAGAAACGCGAUAAUGCGGUUGGAAUGGGUGCCAUCGCCCAGUUUCGCGUCAUGGGGGGUUGCAUCGGGAUUGCUAUCCUGACAGCUGUGGCCAAUGGCUACAUUCACUCCCAUCUGCAGCAUGCCCUGGCUGCUGACCAGUGGCAGACCAUCAGCCACUCUGCCGCGCUGAUCUGGACCUUGUCACCCGCAGCCCAGACCUUGGUGCGGGUGACUUAUUCCGCCAGUUACAACUUGCAGAUGCAGAUCCUGGCGGGAUUUGCGGGAGGGCAAGUGCUUGCCUCGUUGCUUAUGUGGCAGAAGAAGCAAAUCAUUGUGUGACCGUAAAGUCAGCGCCGGGGAGUGGGGGGGAUGCAUGUAGGGUAUCGAGUACGUUUCC